Molecule: messenger RNA, 6335 nt
Organism: Pseudoliparis swirei
Lineage: Eukaryota; Metazoa; Chordata; Actinopteri; Perciformes; Liparidae
Gene: cdc6
Product: cell division cycle 6 homolog (S. cerevisiae)
Exons: 12
Coding region: 113-1732 (539 amino acids)
Biological process (GO): DNA replication initiation; mitotic DNA replication checkpoint signaling; cell division
Cellular component (GO): nucleus
Molecular function (GO): DNA replication origin binding
Source: RefSeq, a predicted model, not a curated record
GUUCAGAGAGCGGAAGAGACGAUAGAGACGCGGGGAGCGAUUCAAGACCAGAGAGAACGCGACUGUCCACCCAGAAGACUCACGACUUGCUUUUAAAAAGGUCGCUCGCACCAUGCCCAGCACGCGCUCCAGCGGCCGGGCUCAGCCCACACUCGACUUCCCGCGCCGCAAAUCGUGCCGAGUCUCCUCGCGGCCCAAGACGCAGACGGGAGCGUCUCCGGCGCCGUCGCCAGCCAAACUACCGGCCGCCCAGACGACGCCGCCGCGGCUUCCACUCAGCCCCCGGAAACGCACAGGUGAUGAAAACGGCUGUAACCGUGGCGACGCCCCGCUGGGUUCGCCGGCGAAGCAAAGCAAGCCGAGUCCGGCGGCGUCGCCCCGGAAGCCGCGCGUCGACGAGAACUCGCCGGUCUCGGUCCGCCGGCGGCUGAUCCCGUCCUCGUCGCCGCGGCAACCGCUCUCUCCCGCCGCCGCCGGGUUGUCACUGAGGCGCCAGGAAACGCUGUCUGGGAGCCCGGAGAGGACGCCGCCGGUCGCUCGGCUCUUUGGACAAAGGUCGAGGUUCCUGAGCGUGAAGCGGGCGCUGCACACCGCCGUGCCCGAGCGCCUCCUCGCCCGGGACGCCGAGCGGGACACCAUCCGCUCCUUCCUGGAGGAGACGGCCCUGCGGCGCCUCCCCGGCAGCCUCUACAUCUCCGGAGCGCCGGGAACCGGCAAGACGGCGUGCCUCAACCGCGUGCUGCAGGACAUGGAGGCCCAGCUGGCGCCCGUCCGCACGGUUCUGGUGAACUGUAUGAGUCUCCGUAGUUCUCACGCCGUAUUCCCGCUGCUGGCCGACAAGCUGAAGGCGCCCGGCGGCCAGAACGGGCUGCAGAGCUUCCUCACGGCCCCGGGGCCCGCUGUGCUUCUGGUUCUGGACGAGAUGGACCAGCUGGACAGUAAAGCUCAGGACGUCCUGUACACCAUCUUCGAGUGGCCGCACCUGCAGAAGUCUCGCCUCUGUCUCGUCGGCAUCGCCAACGCUCUGGAUCUGACUGACCGCAUCCUGCCGCGGCUGCAGGCUCGGCCUCACUGUCGCCCCCUGCUGUUACACUUCCCUCCCUACAGCCGGCAGGAGCUCACGGCCAUCGUCCAGGACCGGCUCUCCCAGGCGUCGGCCGACGGGGUCCUGGACGCGUCGGCGGUUCAGUUUUGUGCCCGUAAAGUGUCGGCGGUGUCGGGAGACGCCAGGAAAGCUCUGGACAUCUGCAGGAGAGCCGUCGAGGUCGUGGAGUCCGACGAGAGGAAGAAGAAAGUGUCGGAUCCGACCGGCGAACCGAAAGAGUCGCGGGUCAGCCUUCCUCAGGUUGCGCGCGUGCUGUCUGAGAUCUACGGCGACCGGAUGGCGUCCCCGGGCGGCGGCGACGGAGAGAGUUUCCCUCUGCAGCAGAAGCUGCUGGUCUGCUGCCUGCUGCUGCUCACGCGCAGCGGGAAGAGCCGAGAGGUCGCCGUCGGGAAGCUCCACGAGGUGUACAGCCGGCUGUGCGCCCAGCGCCAGGUGUCCGCCGUGGGGCAGGGCGAGUGUCUGUCCCUCUGCGGCCUCCUGGAGAGCCGAGGAAUCUUCUCCCUGAAGAAGGCCAAGGAGGCUCGUCUGGCCAAGGUGUUCCUGAAGAUCGAGGAGAAAGACAUUGAGAACGCCCUGAAGGACCGCGCGCUGCUGGGCAGCAUCCUCGCCGCCGGCCUGCCCUCGUGACGUCGCGGCUGCAACGCACAUACAUUUUAUUAAUAUAUUCAUAUUUUUGUUCUCGUUUUUGCUGAGAAUUUGUAGAUAUUUUUUUACGUUUUUAAAACAUAAUCUUAUUUUUCUUUGGUUUUCCUCACACUGACGUUGACGCUCUGUUUUUUGGGUUUUUUUUUUGGAGUUGUCGAUCAACUUUUUUUAACCGGUUAUGAAAUUACAGCUUUUUGUUCGUUUUAAAUUUGAAGAGUUUCCAUUUUUAUGCUGUAAAUAAACAAAUGUACAAAUGUUUGAAAUCUGAUCUUGUUUUAUUCGCUCUCGUUCCCAGAGACUCAUUUAAAUCAUAAUAUGAAAAUGUUAAAAAAGAUAAAGUGAACUAAGUACUUAGAUUCUCCACAAAUAAUCAAACUACUUAAAACUCAUAAAAAAUAAAUAUAUGAUCAAAAUGUAAACAAAUUACUAAAUAUUUGUUGACUAACACAAAACAACCAUUUAGAGCACGAAUCUCAAAUUAAUGUGACCAUCCUGAAGAUUUAAGGUUAAUUCAUUAAUUAUUAAUGCAUCAAUAAUUAAAAUCCUGUUAUAAACAUUCUUAAAAUGAAUACUUUUCCUCAGACUGUUUUUACACUAUCGUUGAUACUUUUACCACGUAUAAGAUCUGAAUACUUUCCCUGUAAAGUACCACUGACUUAUUCCAUCUUCAAAUAAUAUCAGACAUAAAUAUGGACUAUUCAAAUAAGAUUUUAUUCAAAUAUAAUUUACUCACAGCAAAGAGGAUGAAUAUAUAUAUACAGGACUGUCUCAGAAAAUUAGAAUAUUGUGAUAAAGUUCUUUAUUUUCUGUAAUGCGAUUAAAAAAACAUGUCAUGCAUUCUGGAUUCAUUACAAAUCAACUGAAAUAUUGCAAGCCUUUUAUUCUUUUAAUAUUGCUGAUUAUGGCUAAGAAAACUCUAAAAUCCUAUCUCAUAAAAUUAGAAUAUUUCCUCAGACCAAGUUAAAAAAAAGAUUUAUAACAGCAAAACAAAAUCAAACAUUUGAAAAUGUCCGUUAAUGCACUCAGUACUUGGUUGGGAAUCCUUUUGCACGGAUUACUGCAUCAAUGCGGCGUGGCAUGGAGGCAAUCAGCCUGUGGCAUUGCUGAGGGUUUAUGGAUGCCCAGGAUGCUUCAAUAGCGGCCUUUAGCUCAUUUGCAUUGUUGGGUCUGGUGUCUUUCAGCUUCUUCUUCAGUCAGUGAUGGUUUGGGAGCCAUGUCAGCUGCUGGUGUUGGUCCACUGUGUUUCAUCAAGUCCAGAGUAAAUGCAGCUGUGUACCAAGAGAUUUUAGAGCACUACAUGCUUCCGUCUGCUGAAAAGCUCUAUGGAGAUGAGGAUUUCAUUUUCCAGCAUGAUCUGGCACCUGCCCACAGUGCCAAAACCACCAGUAACUGGUGUACUGACCAUGGCAUUACUGUCCUCGAUUGGCCUGCCAAUUCCCUGACCUGAACCCCAUAGAGAAUUUGUGGGGUAUUAUGAAGAAGAAGCUGAAAGACACCAGACCCAACAAUGCAAAUGAGCUAAAGGCCGCUAUUGAAGCAUCCUGGGCAUCCAUAAACCCUCAGCAAUGCCACAGGCUGAUUGCCUCAAUGCCACGCCGCAUUGAUGCAGUAAUCCGUGCAAAAGGAUUCCCAACCAAGUACUGAGUGCAUUAAUGGACAUUUUCAAAUGUUUGAUUUUGUUUUGCUGUUAUAAAUCUUUUUUUUUACUUGGUCUGAGGAAAUAUUCUAAUUUUAUGAGAUAGGAUUUUAGAGUUUUCUUAAGCUGUAAGCCAUAAUCAGCAAUAUGAAAAGAAUAAAAGGCUUGCAAUAUUUCAGUUGAUUUGUAAUGAAUCCAGAAUGCAUGACAUUUUUGUUUUUUUAAUUGCAUUACAGAAAAUAAAGAACUUUAUCACAAUAUUCUAAUUUUCUGAGACAGUCCUGUAUAUAGUUGUGCAUGUUUUCAAAAAAUAAAUACAGUGACCCAAAAUGUAAACGUGUUGAUAAAAUAAGAUUCAAUACUCAAACUUAUAAUAAUAUAAUAUAUAAAUAAACAACACAAACUAAAAGCUUUAGUCGAGAUGCAGCACAUAAAAGUCACUUUCUCCAACAGUGCAUUUCACAAACUCCUCAUGUCAUAUAUAUAUUAAACUUUACUGCCUAAUAUAUACAUAUAUAUUUAAACUUUAAACAUGAGGUUUUCCAAUUAACAGUUAAUAUUUUACUGUGAUUCUCUGAAACGUUUUGACUCCCAAAAACCAUCAAAGACCAAAACAAAGAAAAACAAUAUAUAUAUUUAUUAUAUAUACUAUAUAAUACAUAUUGAGGUUUAAAAGUUGCUUCUAAAUGUUAAAAUAUAUAAAUUCUCAAACGUUCCUAAAUCCAUCAUCACAAAGUCUUUGCAAACUCACAAAUAACUUUUAAUUAGUCACUAAUUAUAAAUUAUAGUUUAAAAAAUACUAUAUAGAAUAAAGCUGUAAAUAUAGUUUGACUCAAUGGAGGGAAACAAUAUGUAAAUAAGAAGGUUUUAAUGAACUUAAAGAUAAAAUAUAACUGGAUGUUAAGAAGUCUUGUAAAUAAAUUAAAUAAUAGUUUCAAUUUCCUUUUUGUUGAAAUGAAAUCGAGGCUCCAAGAGUCUGAAGACAUCAGAGCAACUGACAAAAGUAAAGAAAAUAAAAAUAAAGAGUUUAAAACAACUUUUAACUUUGUGUCCAGAAUUCUUACAGAUAAAAAACAUUAAAUAAUUUUUUCAGCCCCAUUUCUAGCAAUUAUUUAUAAUAAAAAAAAUCUUCUGAAAGUUUUUCCUUCAAUAAUAUCCAAUAAUAUUAAUUUAAUGUUAGAAAAUGUGAGUGAAUCACGUGAAAGUAAUCUUUAAAAGAGAUUUAACAUUCAUUAAAAACAUAAAUAGAUCGAUUAAAAUAAAGCGACUUUGUAACACUUAAAGUAGAAGAGUGAAAAUAAUACGAAAAAAUAAACAAAUAUAACGGUUCACAUUCAGAAUGACGUGGGUUGACGUCAAUAAACAUUCUCCGUGAAUUUAAAUACGCAUCCAGUAAUAAACACGUUGAGCCCUCAGUCGAGGUCACGUGACGCGGCGGCGACGUCGUGCGUUUUACAAUCGUCGGUUUUCGCAGAAACAGUCGUAAAAACGGCUAAAUACCGUGAAACAGUCGGUUCGAUCGGAUUGAAAUAAAAACGACGAGGAGUUUAAAUGUGUUAACAUUGAUUUUGAUUAUAUAAUAUAUCGGAUUUAAAGGUUGAUUUUUUUUUUCUUCCCUUUUUACAUUAUUUUAUUCCUCGAUAAUCUUUUACAACAAAUUCGUUUUUUUUCUUCUUUUCUUGUAAAGAACAAUUGGUUAUUUAUUUACUAAAUAAAAAAACAAUGGCAUAGCGGUGAAACCUCGAGAUUCAAGAACAUUCAUUUCCAUUUAAAUUAUAUACAAUCUUACGUAAAGAUCUUUUUUUUUAACCGUUAAAUAAAAAGAUCUCGACAAUAACAACACUUAUUUAUAAAUACAUCACAUUAUAAGCUCUGAAUAUUAAACGUUUUGUUUCAAGUUUAUUUUGUUCUAAUUUAACGGUUUAAUUCUGUGUUUUAUUUUAUUAACUUGUGAUCAUUUUUCUUUCUUUUGUUCUUUUCAUCUUUCGUUCCUCUCGUUUUCCUCCUGUCGUCAAAAAAAAUUGCAUUUGAUUUGUCCGAAAGCUGCUUCAUGAAUAAACUUAAAAUUAUUGAUCGAUUAAUAAAAGUAUUAUUAUUUCUAAUUUUAAUAAUAUUUCUGUGGCAGUAAACUGGAAACUUGAAGCUAGACUUCUAGUAAAUUAACUCGUAUUAAACGGUUUCAAACGACAUAAAUGAACAAUAUAGUUCCCGCAAAGUUGUUAUCUAAUACUUAUACUGAAGCCAAAUAAACUUUAAAUGAAGAGUUUAAUUUUGCAUAAUGUUGAAUUCAUUGGUCUUAUGUUAUUUAUUAAGAGAAUUAAGAGUUUUCCUCUUUAAAAAAAAACUGUAUUAAAUCCGAGGUCGUUUCUUAAAUAUAGUUUCUACUCAGAAAAUACUUUUUAAAUACUAAUUUAAUUUGAUAAAUCUCGGGUUUUUUCUAUGUCGUUUUAAACUUGAGAUCCAAAAUAUGAAAUAUCAAAAAUACAUUUUAGUUUUGGUCCGUUUUAAAACCCACCGAGCUGCCAAAAUACACACACAUGUAAACGGAGAACAUUCAAAUAUUUAUCUGAUGAGAAAUAGUUUGUUCUCUUAAACACCAGGGAAUAAAUAUAAAUAUAAAUAAUAUAUAUAUAAGUAUAUAUAUAUAUAUAUUAUAUUUAUAAUAUAUAUAAUAUAUAUUCUUAUAUAUAUUAUACAUAUAAUAUAUAUAUUAUAUAUAUAAUAUUAUAUAUAUUAUAUAUAUAUAUACUCCAGUCUGUCACAGCUGUUCAGUUUGUGUCGCUGCUGUCGACCAUUAAAAAUAAAAAUAAAACACAUUUGAAAAAGAAAUUACAAAUAGUUUGGGACUCGACCCAGCGGUUCCCCCUAGAUGAGGGCCACAGUGGUUCCCCCUGAAGGAUCCCAGCGGUUCCCCCUAGACAAGGACCCCAGCGGUUCCCCCUAGAUGAG